Cicer arietinum (chickpea) is the source of this 2649-nucleotide messenger RNA. NCBI's taxonomy places the organism in Eukaryota, Viridiplantae, Streptophyta, Magnoliopsida, Fabales, Fabaceae. The record is from RefSeq and is a predicted model, not a curated record.
UAACCGAAAGCCAAAAAUAGAAGAUCGAAUGUGGAAGGGAAGAGAAAAAGAAAGGCGCGUGAUUGACAAUUCUAUUUUUUGUAUUUUAUAUAUUUGAAGAGAGAGAAGUGUGUGUAGCUGGUCAGCACUGACUUCCGAUGUUUCUCGGUAGGAACCACAAAUACAAAUAAUAAUAAUGAUAAUAAUAAUUUCUAUUUCAAUAUCCUAAAAUUAACAAAUAAAUGAUUUUUAUUAACUAUUAUUUCACCAAAGCUAACUUUGUGGAGAUCUGUUGGAGAAGAAAGCAAGUAUCCUCUCAUCCUUCUCCUUCCUCCAUUAUUUUGCUUCUUUCUUUCUGUGAGGUCAGGUAAGCAAAGCAUAUGAUAGCAUAAUAGCAAAGAGGAAAGGAAAAGUGUUCGUUCGAUGAAAAGAUAUAUAAUAAUAAUAAUUAGAUAAUAAUAAUUGUUUGAUGGGCAAUACAUGCCGUGGAUCUUUGAAAGGAAAAUAUAUUGAGGGCAUUAGCCAGCCCCACUCAGAAUCAGAGAAUUCCAAACGCAGCAACACUUGUUGUGAUCCCCCAGACUCAUCAUACCACCAAAUCAAGAAACAUUCCAAUUCCAAUUCUCCUCCUCCAUCUUCACAUAAUCAUCACCAUCCUUCCAACUUCAAGAAAGACUCCAUCAUCAUGCGCCGUGGCCCUGAUAACCAGUCUUAUUAUGUCUUGGGUCAUAAGACUCCCAACAUUCGUGAUCUCUACACUCUUGGCCGUAAACUUGGACAGGGUCAAUUUGGUACCACUUAUUUAUGCACUGACAAUUCCACCUCCAUUGAAUAUGCUUGCAAAUCCAUCUCCAAGAGGAAGCUCAUUUCCAAGGAGGACGUCGAGGAUGUUAGGAGGGAAAUUCAGAUUAUGCAUCAUUUGGCUGGUCACAAAAACAUUGUCACCAUCAAGGGUGCCUAUGAGGAUCCUCUCUAUGUCCAUAUUGUUAUGGAGCUUUGUUCUGGUGGUGAGUUGUUUGAUCGCAUCAUCCAGAGAGGCCACUAUACCGAGAGAAAGGCUGCUGACUUGACCAAAAUUAUUGUUGGUGUUGUUGAAGCCUGUCAUUCCCUUGGUGUUAUGCACAGAGAUCUCAAGCCUGAAAACUUUUUGUUGGUCAACAAAGAUGAUGAUUUCUCUCUUAAAGCUAUUGACUUUGGCCUCUCUGUUUUCUUUAAACCAGGUCAAGUUUUCACUGACGUAGUUGGCAGCCCAUACUAUGUUGCUCCCGAGGUUCUCCUCAAGCAUUAUGGGCCUGAAGCAGAUGUUUGGACCGCCGGUGUCAUACUUUAUAUAUUGCUCAGUGGUGUACCACCGUUUUGGGCAGAGACCCAGCAGGGUAUAUUUGAUGCUGUAUUGAAGGGACAUAUAGAUUUUGACUCAGAUCCAUGGCCUCUAAUAUCUGAUAGUGGAAAAGAUCUGAUUAGAAAGAUGCUGUGUUCUCAGCCUUCAGAUCGGCUGACUGCUCAUCAAGUCUUAUGUCAUCCUUGGAUAUGUGAAAAUGGAGUUGCCCCUGAUAGAUCAUUGGACCCUCUGUUCUUUCUCGUCGCUGUUCUUUCUCGUCUCAAACAGUUUUCUGCAAUGAAUAAGCUAAAGAAGAUGGCAUUGCGGGUAAUUGCCGAAAGUCUAUCUGAAGAGGAAAUUGCUGGUUUGAGAGAAAUGUUCCAGACUAUGGAUACUGAUAACAGUGGUGCAAUCACUUUUGAUGAACUCAAAGCUGGUCUAAGAAGAUAUGGGUCUACCCUUAAGGAUACAGAAAUACGCGAUCUUAUGGAAGCGGCUGAUGUGGACAACAGUGGAACUAUAGAUUAUGGGGAGUUUAUUGCUGCAACAGUUCAUCUCAACAAACUGGAGCGUGAGGAACAUCUUAUUGCAGCAUUCCAAUAUUUUGACAAGGAUGGAAGUGGUUAUAUUACAGUUGAUGAGCUUCAACAAGCUUGUGCUGAACAUAACAUGACUGAUGUUUUUCUUGAAGAUAUUAUCAGGGAAGUUGAUCAAGAUAAUGAUGGAAGGAUUGAUUAUGGUGAAUUUGCUGCUAUGAUGCAAAAAGGAAAUGUUGGAAUUGGUAGGAGGACUAUGCGCAACAGUUUAAAUUUGAGCAUGAGGGACGCGCCAAGUGCUCAUUAGCUUUUAAUUGUGUUCAUUAUGUGCAGGUUGUAUACAGCAAAGCCAGAGAGGGAAAAAUAAAGCAUAAAUCUUUACCAUAAGUUGUUUCUUAUCCUGCUGCUGCUGACGGAUCCUAUAUAUCGCAUGAAGAAAACUCGAGAUUGUGGAUGCUCUUGCACGAGCACUCGUCAAGUGUUACAUUUGUGUGUUGUAUGACUGCAAAAUUUGUUUGUGAGUGUGUAAACUAAGUGUUGCAGCUAUUUUGAGUUGGUCUGUUACAUUUCGGUGCUUUCUUGUUAGGGGCAUUCUGUUUAUAGUUGAAGUAGAAGGAUUUUGAUCAUUCAGGUUAUGAUUUUACGCAUGUAAAGUUUCACGACGCAAGGCAUGAUAAUGUAUUGUCUGAACUGAGAAGCGUAUUUGGAUUAUGUAGGAGGAGCACAUGAAAUGGCAACAUUUUAUAUCCCCGUACUUUUUUCUUGUUGUACUAAUUUUAUACUUCUAAUAAUAGUGAUAUUUCCUUUUGAAAA